This is a messenger RNA of Talaromyces stipitatus ATCC 10500, 1354 nucleotides long. Its product is annotated as benzoate 4-monooxygenase cytochrome P450, putative. The coding region runs from base 224 to 1354 and encodes 376 amino acids. The record is from RefSeq and is a predicted model, not a curated record. NCBI's taxonomy places the organism in Eukaryota, Fungi, Ascomycota, Eurotiomycetes, Eurotiales, Trichocomaceae. The transcript has 5 exons. Gene Ontology annotation, molecular function: heme binding; iron ion binding; oxidoreductase activity, acting on paired donors, with incorporation or reduction of molecular oxygen.
CUACUUCAUAUUCUCUACAAUGUCUUCUUACACCCUUUACGCAACUAUAUCAUGGCACGCAACACGCUUAUCAUGGUGUUGGCACCAAUACCAUGUGCGUCUGAACCGAAAACUACCCGAGUUGCACCAAAUAUACGGAAAGACCGUACGAGUAGCUCCGAAUGAAUUGUCUUUUAUAUCGGAGGCGGCAUGGAAGACUAUAUAUUGAUCACGAUCAAAAGAGAUGAUGAAGGAUCCGGUAUUUUCGCUUAUUACACCAACGGGGAUAUACUUACUGCCGAUCGACCUACUCAUACCCGACAAAGACGCCUGCUCUCUCAUACAUUUUCAGAAAGCGUUGAGAGAACAGGAAGCGAUUAUUCAAAGAUACGUUAAGAAAUUAAUGGAACAACUUACCCUGCGAUCAAGCGAGGGACCACAAGACGUGAUUCGGUGGUUCACUUUCACUACGUACGACUUGAUCCGCGGCCUUUUGUUCGGAGAACAAUUUGGCUGCGUAGAGGAUGGAGAGUACGACCCAUUCGUCCAAUUAAUAAGAAAUAUUUCAAAGGAACUUACAAUGAUACAAAUGUUCAAUAUUACGGCUUCCUGGGAGCGCGCGCAACGAGUAAUUGCAACAGUAGACCGAAGAGCCAAGAGCAAAACGAACGGGAAAGAUUUUUUGCACUACAUCCUCGCCGCUAUGGAGACUGAUAAGGGCAUAGAUGGAUUCAAUACUUUUUCCUUGAGGAUCGCUGGUUCAGAAUCCUCGGCGACUUUGUUAUGUGGAUUUAUCUUCUAUACCCUCACUCAUCCUACAGUCCGCCAAAAAUUGAUCACGGAGGUUAGGGACGCAUUUCAAUCGGAAGACCAGAUUGUGAUGGCAAAUGUUCAUCAUCUUACAUAUCUGAAUGCCGUUCUGCAGGAAUGUUUGAGGAUUUAUCCACCUGUCGCCGUAACACUCCCUCGAGUGGUCCCUGACGGUGGUGAGAUGAUAGACGGAGGAUACGUUGCAGCCGGCACCACCGUCGGUGUGAAUCAUUUCGCAUGCUACCAUGACCAGAGAAACUUCCACCGACCGAACCAGUUUCUCCCUGAACGUUGGAUACCCAGUGCUGAAGAUAAAACUUCUCCUUUCAGUCAUGAUCAGCGCAAUUGUCUACAGCCAUUCUCGCUUGGACCCAGAAAUUGUCUAGGAAAGAACUUGGCUUGGGCUGAGAUUCGUCUUAUUACGACGCACCUGUUAUAUCUCUUUGAUAGGGAGCCGGAACGAAGUGUUGGCAAUCGGUGGACGGAACGCCAGAAUGUCUUUGGGUUUUGGGAUAAGCCGCCCUUGCUUGUUCAUUUGACGCCGAAGCAAAAAACAAGUACAUGA